AACGAGGAGGCAGCGCGGCACCCGGAGAUGACAGCGAGCAGUGCCCGGGACUGUCAUACAUGUCCUAUCUGCAGCCGGAAAUCAUCAUCAUAGACACGAGAAGAAAGCAAAGCUCUUCCUGCUGCCAAACUCUCCCCGUGCCUGCCCCCUGCCAUCUGCACGGCUCCCGGACUGGCACGUAGAGGGGAGCCCGGGCGAGGAGGAGGGAUCCUGGUGUGUCUGUGGAGCUCAGGGCCGGGGCUGUGCGGCACCAUCCGGGGUACAGCACUAUGACUCAGUCCCCCGGCCUGCCCGGGGUGCAGAAUCUAAAAGCAGACCCUGAAGAAUUUUUCCGAAAGCUAGAAAAGAUUGGCAAAGGAUCCUUUGGAGAAGUGUAUAAAGGCAUUGACAAUAGGACUCAGAAAGUUAUAGCAAUAAAAAUAAUAGAUCUUGAAGAAGCAGAAGAUGAAAUAGAAGAUAUCCAACAAGAAAUCACAGUGCUGAGCCAAUGUGAUAGUCCUUAUGUAACAAAGUAUUAUGGGUCUUAUCUCAAAGAUACAAAAUUAUGGAUCAUUAUGGAAUAUCUUGGAGGAGGAUCGGCCUUGGAUUUGCUGGAACCUGGCCAAAUGGAUGAAACACAAAUUGCCACAAUAUUAAGGGAAAUAUUGAAAGGACUGGAUUAUUUACAUUCAGAAAAGAAAAUUCACCGAGACAUUAAAGCGGCCAAUGUGUUGCUAUCUGAGCAUGGAGAGGUUAAACUGGCCGAUUUUGGAGUAGCUGGUCAACUUACUGAUACGCAGAUUAAGAGGAAUACUUUUGUUGGCACACCAUUCUGGAUGGCACCAGAGGUCAUCAAACAGUCGGCAUAUGAUUUUAAGGCUGAUAUUUGGUCAUUGGGCAUAACAGCUAUAGAACUUGCUAAAGGGGAACCUCCUCAUUCAGAACUGCAUCCUAUGAAAGUGCUUUUCCACAUUCCGAAAAGCAACCCACCCACACUUGAAGGAAACUAUAGCAAACUCCUGAAGGAAUUUGUAGAAGCUUGCCUAAACAAAGAACCCAGCUUUAGACCGACAGCAAAGGAACUGUUGAAGCACAAAUUUAUUGUACGAAAUGCCAAAAAGACAUCCUAUUUAACAGAUUUAAUUGAUAGGUACAAGCGAUGGAAGUUAGAACAAGGUCAAGAGGCGUCUAGUUCUGAUUCAGAGGGGGAAGAUGAAGGACAAGCUUCAGGUGGAAGUGAUAAAGGGCCAUGGUACUUUACAAUGGAAGAGGCAGAUCUUAAGAAGAUGAAUAAUGGUUCAGCACAACUUGAGGAGUUAGUGGAAAAUGAGGCUAAAGACAUACAAAAAAGACCUUUAUCCCAGUGCUUGUCAACAAUAAUGUCACCACUCUUUGCUGAGUUAAAAGAAAGAAGUCAAGCCAGUGGUGGCAAUGUCGGAUCUAUAGAGGAACUACGAGAGGCAAUUUACUUAGCUGAGGAGGCCUGUCCAGGCAUCUCUGACUCAAUGGUAUCACAGCUUCUUAUGCGCCUUCAAAGAUACUCUGUGAAUGGAGCAGACCCAUCAACGCACUGAGGUUUUAUUUUCCGUAGACUUUUCAGUCUCUCUCUCUCCAUCGCAAUUUCUUUUAGAGUCACAGAAUGUGGAUGUAGCUUUAAUGAUCAGUGACUCCGCUGAACACUCACUAAAAGCUAUAGUUUUAUGAUUUUAUUUUUUGUAAUCAUAGUGCAAAUAUGACAAAUGUAUAAUAUGUACUGUGAUAAAGCAAAUGAAAAUAUUUUGAAUACUCAGGUAUCUCUCUCUUAGCAGGCAGCUCCUCUGGGAGGUGGUGUAAAAGCUGCGCUGAGGUUGUGUGUACAGAGAUGUAUAUAGCAUCAUUUUUACAGAAAUUCCUUGAGCAUGCCCAGAGCCUCUGUGUCUGCAGGAGGGCGCUUCUGUAGAUAAUGUUACUGGAUUACUUAUUUAAUAGACUGUGCUUACAUUUUAACCUAAUGUUACCUGUAUAUAGUAAGACAUGGAAGGUGAAGUUCUUUUCUACUUCUGUUACUUUGAGAGGUUAAUGCUAAAUGAAGCCAAUGUAUUUCUCUACGGAUUUUGCAAUGUAAAAAAAAUACAGUAUUGCUAAUGUUUGCUGAAGCUUUGAAUGUACAUUUGUUAUAAAAAGACUAAAGUUGGGUACUGUCACAAUGUCUCUAUCCUUGUUUUGACACUUCAACUCCCGAUUGCUGGUUCUUCAUUAGAAUAUGCAUAGGCACACCUAAGAGAGUCCUGUGUUUCUAGCCAUAUUUAUUUUCUACAUGGAUAAAUACCAGCAGAUAAAAGGAGGCUUUUCUUCAUUCCACUGCUCGUAUCCAUUUCUAUUACUACUAAAACACAUAUAGAUGGAUUCAAAGGCCAUACAUUGCUGUAAUUAAAGGGGUUUUCCAGUUACACAUGAUGGGCUAUCCUCAGGAUAGACCAUCAAUAUGUGACCUAGGCUGUGAUGACACAGAGCCACCAUGGCCAGAUCUGCACUGUGAAUGGGGCCAGAACCAUGGAUCUAAUCAUGCAGGGUUACUGCACCUUCCCUUUUGAAGUGAACUGGAGCUGGGAUGCGGUUUCUAGCCCUGGACAGCUUUGCUAAACAGCUAAAUUGACAGGGAUGCCAGUUGUCAGCACCCCACCAUUCAGAUAUUGAUGCUUUAUUCUGAUGUGUAACUGCAAAAUCAAUAUGUUGCUUCUGUACCAAAUUACUUAAGGCAAUGCAGGCUUGAAAAAAAAUAUAUUGCCA
Molecule: messenger RNA, 2748 nt
Organism: Hyla sarda
Lineage: Eukaryota; Metazoa; Chordata; Amphibia; Anura; Hylidae
Gene: STK24
Product: serine/threonine kinase 24
Exons: 11
Coding region: 270-1553 (427 amino acids)
Biological process (GO): protein phosphorylation
Molecular function (GO): ATP binding; protein kinase activity
Source: RefSeq, a predicted model, not a curated record